Messenger RNA from Exophiala aquamarina CBS 119918, 2541 nucleotides. RefSeq lists its product as uncharacterized. NCBI's taxonomy places the organism in Eukaryota, Fungi, Ascomycota, Eurotiomycetes, Chaetothyriales, Herpotrichiellaceae. The transcript has 2 exons. Gene Ontology annotation, biological process: fungal-type cell wall polysaccharide metabolic process. Bases 1 to 2541 code for a protein of 846 amino acids. The record is from RefSeq and is a predicted model, not a curated record. Gene Ontology annotation, cellular component: fungal-type cell wall.
AUGCCGAUGAAUCCAAAAGAUCAAAGUGCGAGAGUUUGCAGGAUGAAACUGAUCAGCCCGAGGGUAUGGCUUCUGUAUAGUACUGCGGUGCAUGCCUCUGCACAGUCAGUAUCGCAGACCGAUUCUUGUUACCUGACAACCACAGUCAUUUAUGGCGAUCCUGAAACAUGGAUCAGCUACUCGGGAUUUACAUCUUCUUCCACCACAACUUCUUUCCCAAGUACUUCGACAGCCGCAAAUAGUUUAGAGACAGUCUCUAUCACCACAAGUUCUUUGAUCACGCCAUAUCCAACUACGAGUUCCAGCUUGAUCGGCAGCACUCCAGGUGUGUCGGCCUCGUCCUUGAGUGACAACCAAACCUCAGGGUCUACCUCCACAUCCUCGUCUUCAUCAAUUAUCGGACCACCAGCUCCAACAUCCGCACCAUUCGUCGUUCAAAUCAACAUCCCAAACCCGACCAAUCUGAAGCUGCUCAAACGAGAUAUCUCAUAUUUGACCUUCGUCGAAGGCGAAGCAUACCUGACCUCAUACGAAGGACAUGCAGCAGUCUUCCUCCUAACAGCCACCAAGUACCUCUUGAGUGCAGGCUCGUACGUUGAACCAUUCUACGAGCAAUAUGGUCAAGAAUACACCAGGCCGUUGUCCCUCCCUGGAGUGGUCUCGCUGCAGCAAACUCUAGCGCUCUUCGACAACCGCUACGGUUGGUCGUUCAAUGAUGGUGGCCUGAUGUUGGGAAAUGCGUCAUUCUACGUCAAUGACAUUGGACGGAUGUUGGUCUUCUUCGGUGGAGAGGGUCAGGCCCCUGACGACGCGGCAAUCGCUGAUCUAGGAGUCGCGUUCGUUGAUUCCUUUUUAAGUUCCACUAUAACGUCCACUUUUCAUGUGACAUCGACCUCUGAGACAGAGAGCACAAGCGUCUCUCCCACUAUCACACCAACAACCAGUGAUGUCGCCUCGCUCUCAACUACACCGACUUCCACCAAUGGUGAGAUCUCGAGCUCGACCGGACUCAUUUCGUUCAGUUCAAAUUCACCAUGUUCGUCGGUCACAAACAGUAUGGCCACGUCGACAGGCACAACGCCAGCCUCGUCCAUGCAGCAAUCAAGCGCGGUGGUGGUCAGCACUUCUAUUCGCUCAACUGCAACCGCAACUAGUGCCUUCACUACGCUUGGAGCUAGUACUACACCCACAAGGCUAUCGUCCAUAUAUCAACCUCCCAGCGGUUCGACAGUACCGACUGUGUCAACUCAGACAGCUACUUCUAUUUUGUCUCCGUUAACCUCGCUCCCUCCUUCGGCUUCUUCCGACAGCUCGCCAUCUCAAUCGUCAACAAUCGCUUCGGCUAGUACGCCAUCUUCGAGAAACAGCACCAGCACCGGCAAUGGAGAGACCAGCAUCGUUACUAUCUCUAUACCAGUCUCUCAAAGUACAAUCAUCCCCACUACACCCAGAGCUGCUUCAUCAACUUCGACUGUCUCUGUCGGGUCUUCGACGACGACUCCCGCUGUCCUGUCCUCAGGCUCUCUACAAGGGUCUUCGACAACCCCUGUCGUCUCAGGCAGUCUGGCAACCUCUGUUUCUUCCUUCGAUAAUGCAAGCAGCACUCAGAUGACCGCGUCGACCUCAUCGAGGGUAAUUUCGCAGACCUCGUCAACCUCGCUAAUCUCAACAACAGUGCACUCGACAACGUCUACUACCCGCUCUAGCUCCUCAACGUCAACAUCCACACCCAACCCAUCCAAGCGCGGCCUCGCAUAUACCAACGUGACGACGCUAGUGUACUACCCACCACCGGACCCGUAUAUCUCGUGGUCAUACAACUACUACUCGCUGCCGAACGCAUCCAACAACGCGGGGCCGUACCCUUCGUCGCAGUUCCGGUUCAUCCCACUGCUCUUCAACGACGACCCAUCCCUGACCUCCAUCUGGGCCGCGAACGUCAACUUCUCGCUCGCGAACUACGGCACCGACGCACUCUUCGGCUUCAACGAGCCCGACGCCUGCUUCGCCGGGCUAUCGUCGUGCAUGCCAUUGAACAAAUCGCUGCAGGGCUACGCGAAGCACAUGCAGCCGUUCGCGCACCGCACGAGCCCGUCAACCGGCCAGCGCGUGAAAAUCGGCUCCGUGGCGGUCACCAACGCGGGCCAGGACGGCCUGGCCUACCUGUCACAGUUCCUGGGCAACGCGACGCAGAUGAACCUGACCAUCGACUUCUUGAACCUGCACUGGUACGCGAGCCCAUACAACAUCCAGUAUUUCAAGGAUUACGUCACGCAGGCGUACAAUGUGACCGGCGGCGGCCGUUAUCCCGUCUGGAUCACUGAAUUUGGAAUGGAUCGGCCUGAUUACCCGGCGCUGCUGGUGCAGGAGUUCCUCAGGAACGCGAGCAAGUGGUGUGAUGAGACGAGCUGGAUCGAGAGGUAUGCCUGGUUUGGGAACUUCAACAGUAAGAACGGCGCGACCAACAUGCUGUUGAAUGCCGAUGGGAGUGCGUUGAGUGCGUUGGGGGCUGUGUGGAGUAAUUAUAAUGCGACGAACUGA